CGAAGGCCUUAUAAAGUUACAGUGCCUGCUCAACUCGAGCUCCCCUCCAACCUGGAAGAGUGCUACUGGUCGAAGCCUUCCCACAGUAAUACAUAAUCUCGCCUUCCUCCCCUAUAUCUAACGCGCCCACAACACUUCGCCCCUCCAUAAGCCAUCGAGAGAGUCUGACGGAACAGAGUGAUACGCAACUGACCCUCCCUUCCCUUGGUGCUCGGACCUACGAAGCUCGCCGCAUCCCACGUUCAAGAUGCUUCUACGACUGCGUGCUCCCGAUGGCAUGUUCCGCCUGACAGCCGAAAAGGACGAUACCUUUGGCGACCUCAUUAGUCAGCUGAUGCCGCAGCUCCCCUCAACCGUCGAUCCCAAGACAAUUACCCUCUCCAACCACCCGAGCGGCGGCGAUUCCAAAAAGAUUGGGGAGAUUGCAAGGUUCAAGAUUAGCCAGGUUGGGCUCAGGCACGGAGACCUCAUAUUCGUCAGCUAUCAACACCAAGAUGCCGCCACAAACGGAAACGUAGGCGGCGAGGCCCCGAAAUCAGCUCCCCUAUCCUCUACGAACCGGCUUAACGGCAAGCCGAUCCUCCCGACAGAAGACCACCCCAUCGACCCCCUGCCCCCUAUCUCGUCCCCGUCUGAACGGAUCAAGAACCCAUGGGAGGUGGUCAAGCAGUCGCCGCUGGAUGACCGGUUAGACAAGCAGGACGGCAAGAUACCGAGGAAGAGGGACCCCAAGAUGUGCCGCCACGGGCCCAAGGGCAUGUGCGAUUACUGCACGCCCUUGGACCCCUUUAACCCCCAGUACCUCGAGGAGAAGAAAAUAAAGUACAUGUCUGUGCACUCAUAUCUGCGCAAGAUCAACGCAGCCACGAACAAGCCCGAGCUUGGUAGCUCCUUCAUACCCCCGCUUGUCGAGCCCUAUUACCGCGUCAAGCGCGAUUGCCCUUCCGGCCACCCGCAGUGGCCUGAAGGCAUCUGCACAAAGUGCCAACCAAGUGCUAUUACGCUCCAACCUCAGCCCUUCCGCAUGGUGGACCAUGUCGAGUUUGCCACUCCCCAGAUCAUCGACAGAUUCCUCGACGCUUGGCGACGGACCGGGACACAGCGCCUGGGCAUUCUCUACGGAAGGUAUCUCGAGUAUGAUGUGGUGCCCCUCGGCAUCAAGGCCGUGGUCGAGGCUAUCUACGAGCCUCCGCAAAUCGAUGAGGUUGACGGCAUUUCGCUUGAUCCGUGGGAAAACGAGCAAAAGAUUAAUCGCGUCGCCCGGCUUUGCGGCCUAGAACAGGUUGGAGUGAUUUGGACUGACUUGCUAGACGCUGGCAAGGGAGAUGGGAGCGCCAUCUGCAAGCGUCAUGCCGAUUCGUAUUUCCUCGCCUCGCAGGAGAUCGUCUUCGCCGCGCGGCUGCAAGCUCAACACCCCAAACCGACCAAGUGGAGCGAUACGGGAAGAUUCGGUUCAAAUUUCGUCACCUGUGUUGUCUCGGGCAACGAGAAGGGCGAGAUCUCCAUCUCGUCGUACCAAAUGUCCAACGAUGCUGUCGAGAUGGUCAGGGCCGACAUUGUCGAGCCCUCUGCCGAUCCCGGUAUGAUGCUCGUCCGCGACGAAGAAGAGGACGACGGCUCGGCGAGCAGGACACGGUACAUUCCGGAGGUAUUCUACCGCAAGAUCAACGAAUACGGAGCCAAUGUGCUGGAGAACGCCAAACCAGCGUUCCCAGUCGAGUACCUUUUCGUCACCCUCACGCACGGUUUCCCAGAAUCACCCAAGCCGAUCUUCAAGGAUAGCGGGUUCCCCAUCGAAAACCGAGAGUACGUCGGAGAGGCACAGGAGGUCUCGGCCGUUGCGAAAGCGCUCAAGGUGAACCAGAAGGAUGCUGGCCUGAACGUCUCCGACUUUCACCUCCUCUGCUUCAUCCAGCAGAUGGAUGUCUUAUCAAAAGAGGAAGAAGCUCUUCUCUGCAGGGUAGCAACGCAGCAUGACCUGGCGGAGUCGUUCCAGCUGGGGUCCACGACGGGGUGGCAGACGCUCCACAUGAUCCUGCAAUCCACUGGCUAAACGAACCCCGACCGCCGCCGUUUCCACCGCCGGACAGUCCGCGGAAUUGAAGAGGUGGGGAGGAGUAAAGGAGGACCGAUGAGGCUGGGUUUUACGAGCAAACAUACCAACGAAACGAAAG
Messenger RNA from Canariomyces notabilis, 2174 nucleotides. RefSeq names its product polyubiquitin-tagged protein recognition complex, Npl4 component. Gene Ontology annotation, biological process: ubiquitin-dependent protein catabolic process. The transcript is spliced from 5 exons. Gene Ontology annotation, cellular component: nucleus. Gene Ontology annotation, molecular function: ubiquitin binding; ubiquitin protein ligase binding. The coding region runs from base 248 to 2053 and encodes 601 amino acids. Lineage: Eukaryota; Fungi; Ascomycota; Sordariomycetes; Sordariales; Chaetomiaceae. The record is from RefSeq and is a predicted model, not a curated record.